Molecule: messenger RNA, 2228 nt
Organism: Dermacentor silvarum
Lineage: Eukaryota; Metazoa; Arthropoda; Arachnida; Ixodida; Ixodidae
Product: fas apoptotic inhibitory molecule 1-like
Exons: 4
Coding region: 241-774 (177 amino acids)
Biological process (GO): positive regulation of neurogenesis; negative regulation of extrinsic apoptotic signaling pathway via death domain receptors; canonical NF-kappaB signal transduction
Source: RefSeq, a predicted model, not a curated record
GCACAGGCAAAUAAGCUUCCUGCCGCAUCGCUCGUGCAGAAGUUGAGCAACAUUCACGCAGGAAACGCGUGAACUUCGCGCGUUAUGCGCAUAAUGUACGCAUAAUUUGGAUAUAUUAAUGUUCGCCUACUCUUUCUUGUGUUAGCUGUAGCGGCUGUAGUGGACUGUUCGCCCUGCUGAUCAGUCCAUGGCAGCCGGCUAUCGAUCAUAAGCGUGUGAAAGAAGCAAUUUAACGUCGCCAUGGCUGACACUGUGGCUGUUUGGGAAGUUCCAUUCAGUGACAAGAUACACAAGAUCGAGUUCGAACACGGAACAACCACCGGGAAAAGAGUAAUCAAAGUGGAUGGAGAGGAGGUCGUGCGACGCGACUGGAUGUUCAAGCUUGUCGGCUCGGAGCCCUUUGAAGUGGGUCGGGCGAAGUGCAUGGUGACGAUCAGAGCGUUGAGCGGCUUCACUUACGAGUAUUCGCUCAUCGUUGAUGGCAAGCAGCUGGACAAAUUUAGAGAGAGGCAGUCUAAAAUACUUAACACGUGGAUAGUAAAUCUCCUUGAGCAACCGACAAGGGUUGUCCUAGAGAAGGAUACACUGGACGUAUAUGUGAAUGGAGAAAAGGUUGAUGUUGUGCCGGAAUUUGUGGAUGGAGGAACCGAGACCCAUUUUCAAGUGGGGCCCUACCAGGCUUACAUCACUGCAGCAAGCAGCGGAAGGAAAAAAGAAGGCAUUUUGCACACGCUGGUUGUUGAAGGACACGAGAUUCCGAGCUGCACUGAAUGAACCAUGCCAGGCAGUUUGAUGAAGCACAGGUCAAGCAAGUGUGCCUUCAGCACCACCCAGUCACGCAAAAAGUGACUGUGUGUAUCCUGUACACUGCUGAACCUCCCAUUAUUUGUUGUUGUUGGCUAGCACUAUUUGAAUGCCACAGCGAGAGGCAAAUGCACAGGGAAACCGUCGAGUUUUAUUACAGUUCAGAAAAGCAGACUAGUCAUUGAAGGUGUUGUGUACAACAGAUGUCAUCAAAGUAGCCAUUCAACUAACAAGUACAAAGCACAUUUAAAAAGCAGCUGAUGGUAAAUGUUACAUGUAGUCUUAAUGUUUUUAUUGCAAAGAAAACUGCCGCCUAGAGGUACGAGUGCUAGUAGGUUUUUUUGUGAAGACUUAUGUAUACUACUAGUGUUGAGAUAAAAUAAGCACAACAAAUAUGUGAUAAAUGGUAUUAAACUUGGAAACUCAACUGAACUAAGCAGCAACAUUGUAUUAAUGCAUAGACCAUAUACCAUAUACAACAUACGUGGCAUUUGAGAACCAUACAACGUAAAAGGUAGCAGUCACACUUUUAUUCGAUUGGCGUGGCGAUCAUAUGUUUAUGUUGUAGUUUUUUUUUAAGAUUUUGCCAUAUUAGUUAACUCUUUUACAUAAGAAAUGUUACUGCAAUAGUAUUUAUCAGUUGUUUAUCCAAUUGAGAAAUGGAAAAAUAUAUGCUGGUCAAGACGUCAUACUUGCAACCAGCAAAAUCUGCAAGAAAUCAGCUGGGCUGGUUGAGAACUGCACUAACAGCAACCCUAGUGACAUGAAAUGAAAACUGACAGGUUGACAACUGGUCAAGUCGGCACAAAUUCAUUGCUACAAACUACACGGCAUACUGGAAACAAAGAAUGUGAACAAACAAGUGUCUCUUUGUGUGUUCCUGUUCCUUUUUUGUGUCCAGCAUGUCAUGUAGUUUGUCUUUUCCAUCAAUUAAUCUCAAAUAAUAAUGUAAUAGAUGGGACAUGAAGAAAGAAAAAGUAAACAAGAGCUUGUUUGUUCCCUUAUUUUAAACCGAAGCUUUUGUGCAUCUUCCACUGCUGCUGUUGGUGUCUUGCACGCCACAUCGGGAGGUGGUUCAGAGCAUAUAUAUACAUGGCAGGAGUGCGGUUGAGAGGAAAGGUGACGUGCGAAACUCGUUUGGACCUUUCCAUCGCGUCGCCACAAUGCCCUCUGGAGCUCCCUGGACAUCACCACAAUAACUGCUAGACUGUUGUAAUUAUCCGUGACCCCUCCGCAAAAGCAUUGCAAUAACUGCACCGCUUCCUUUGUACUAACACGCAACAGUCCAGAGAGGAGGUAGAUAGAAUGGUAGAGAGAAGGCAGAGAAUGGGUAGAACCGACACAGUCACAAAACGAGUGAAUAACAGCCUUGCCACUCUUCGCUCUCAGCUUGCAUACAUGGGGGAAGGGCAGGAGUAGGAAAA